This is a messenger RNA of Anoplophora glabripennis (Asian longhorned beetle), 2932 nucleotides long. RefSeq names its product integrator complex subunit 4. Gene Ontology annotation, cellular component: integrator complex. The record is from RefSeq and is a predicted model, not a curated record. Lineage: Eukaryota; Metazoa; Arthropoda; Insecta; Coleoptera; Cerambycidae. The transcript is spliced from 11 exons. Bases 1 to 2880 code for a protein of 959 amino acids. Gene Ontology annotation, biological process: snRNA processing.
AUGGCCGCAGUUUUAAAAAAACGAGCCCUAGCUGAAUAUAGUCAGACUAUUCAGGAGGCCCAUACUCAAGUGCCAUUGAAAAAGCUACGUUUAGUGAAAAAGCCAACCCUCAGUCCAGGAAGUUCUGCUUUGACUCUAUUAAAUCUUUUGGAGGAUUCUGUGAAUAGUAGUGAAGCUCUCCAAAUUUUACUUCGUAUUUCAGACAAUUUUGAUGUAGAGGCAGGAGACAUAGCAGAUUUUGUUAAGAAGUUGAGUGAACAUUUUAGAAAUGAAUCUGAAUCUGCCGUAAGAGUAAAGAUUUUAUCUUUAUUGUCUGAUUUGGGGCAUGAACCUAAUGCUGAUGUUGCGCUAAUUAUUGACGAAACAAUUUCCCUUCUAAAAAGUGACAAGUCACAUAAAGUUAUUGCACAAGGAAUGAACACUAUUCUUAAACUCGGUAAAUUGAUUCCAGACAAUGUAUCGCCAUUUCACCAAAAGUUAGUUGAAGUAGGGAAAUUAUAUUUGAAAGACGUCAGCCAUGCUGUAAAAUGCAAGUGUUUGGAAAUUAUUGGUGGUCACUUCCCACUUUGUACUGAAGAUGACACUGAAAAAUUGUUGCAUUUAGUAAGCUCUUAUUUUAACAAUGAUGAUGCCAGAGUAAGAAGCCAGGCAUUUUCGACUGUUAUAACUUUACAUGAAAGAGGGUUUAAAAUCAAUCCAAAAAUUUAUAUUGAUGUUUGUGAGGCAUUAAAAGAUGAUUAUGAGAUUGUUAGACAUGUCGUUCUUAAGUUAAUUUGGCUAUUAGGAAAUACUUAUCCAGAAAAUGAAAUAUUGUUACCUGGAAGUGAACAUGAGAUUCGGUUGAUAGAUGACGCUUUUGGAAAAAUAUGCAAUGGUGUAACAGAUCUUUCAAUGCAAGUCAGAACACUUGCUUCAAAAUUACUAGGCGGUAUGAAGUUAGUCAGUCCAAAAUUCCUUAAUCAGACUUUAGACAAGAAGUUAAUGUCCAAUAUGAGAAGAAAAAGGACGGCUCAUGAGCUUGCCUGGGAAAAUGUUACUAGUGGGGAGUGGGCUAGUGGUAAAAAGUGGGCUGAUGAUGCACCAAGGGAGCUUUUAGAUGCAGAGAGUAUAAGUUUAAUGAGCAGUGGAGCUUGUGGCGCUUUUGUACAUGGGCUGGAAGAUGAAUUUUUAGAAGUUAGAUCCGCCGCCGUAGAAUCCUUGUGCCAGUUGUCAAUAAGUAAUCCACAGUUCGCAAAUAUGGCGCUGGACUUUUUAGUAGACAUGUUCAAUGAUGAAAUUGAGGAUGUCAGGUUAAAGGCAAUUGAUAGUUUGAGGAUGAUAUCAGAACACAUAAUUUUAAGAGACGAUCAGCUAGAAACGAUAUUAGGGGCCUUGGAGGACUUCUCCCAAGAUGUAAGAGAAGGACUGCACGGAAUGUUAGCUUCGUGCAAAAUGUCCACCACUGCCGGACUAAAAAUGUGUGUGGAGAAGUUACUGGAUAAUUUAAAGAGAUAUCCUCAAGAUAAAAGAUCCACCUUUAAAUGCCUACAAAAAAUUGGAUCGCAACAUCCGGAGCUGGUGUUGCCUUUGGUCCCGCAAUUUUUGAAUAUACAUCCAUUUUUUGACACUGCUGAGCCUGAUGUAGAAAAUCCUCAAUAUAUCUGUCUAUUGAUCUUAAUUCUAAACGCUGCACAACACUCCUUAACUAUACUGCCACUUCUGGAGCCUCACACUCUCAGGCAUUAUCUUUAUUUGCGAGAUACCAUGACGCAGUACGUUCCAAUUCUCAACCUGCCGGAUUCCAAUUGCAAUGUUGUCUCGAGGCCCAUGUCAGUUCCAGAAAGUUUAGAAUUUUUGAACAGUGUGAUACGAAACCUUGAUAUGGCUGAAAAUACAAUAAGAGUACAUACAACUUUACUCCAAACAGCAAAAGAACAUCUUAAUCGCCUGAGCGAAAUGGACUCUACGGUUGCUGGAACCGCACAAUUCACUUCGUUGUAUAUAGGAGCUCAGCUUCACAUAUCUCAAAUAUUAGAAAAAGGUUUCUGGGCGAAUCCGGGAACUCUAGCAACACAACAGGCCAAUAAUUUAAAAACCAGUAUUCAAAACCUGUUACAGCAUUGCCUGAAGUUACAGUUUUUCUUUGUGGGGCUCAGUCCUGUGGAACAGUGUGCGGUUAAACAAUUUAGACUCCGAGCUUUGGCCCUGAAUUUGGUGUACAUAGUAAAAGGAAGUAAUGCUUCUGCGUUAGCUCCUUGCCAUCACUUUUUAACUGUAGUUGAAGAUAUGCAAAAAGAACUGAGUCAAUAUGGGCUUGAACCUGACAGUUUUACUGCCUCAGUAUUUAGAGAAUUAUCAUUACUAGAGGAACCUAAGCCAGGUACAGUUUCACGUAUACUUAUACCAAUUUUAUCUGAAGCUAAGUUGGGACGAAUACCGAGACCAAAUAUUGAUAUUCGCAUGAGUUCAGCAGUGAUUUUAGAACCAAGCAACCAGACUGAUACCUCUUUAAAGUUCACUGCGGGACUUAUAAUGUCAGUACCUUUCGAAGCUGAACUAAAAUAUUUAAUUGAUCCGAGCCGAAUUAGACUGAAAAUUAAAUACCCUGAUCAGAAAACUCAGGUCAUUUUACCUCGACCAGCACAUUUGAAGCCUCUAUACUUUGACGCCACUGAUAAAGAAUCUCAAGUGGGUCAUAACAUUAGGCUGCUAACAUCAGUAUUAGUUUCACAUCAGGUUUGGUCGGAAGCAUGUAAUGUCGAAAUUAACAUAGCCCUAGCAAUUCCAGAAGCAGAUAUUGGAAAGAGGAAAACCAUAGCGGAUUCAACACCAACUCUAUUGGACUUGUGCAAACCCGUUAAAGUUAGUGUUGCUCCGAAACCAAUAAAAAAAGCUUUGUAAAUACUAGUUAUAUUUUAAUUUGUAUUUUGCAAAAUAAAGUUUUUGACUUUGU